Messenger RNA from Osmia lignaria (orchard mason bee), 2311 nucleotides. It is a transcript of the gene Or35, whose product is annotated as odorant receptor 35. Lineage: Eukaryota; Metazoa; Arthropoda; Insecta; Hymenoptera; Megachilidae. Gene Ontology annotation, cellular component: plasma membrane. Gene Ontology annotation, molecular function: olfactory receptor activity; odorant binding. The record is from RefSeq and is a predicted model, not a curated record. Gene Ontology annotation, biological process: detection of chemical stimulus involved in sensory perception of smell; sensory perception of smell.
CGGUAAUCUAGACACCAAGAUCAAGAUGAUCGGUCCUCUCAGUUUCUGCGUGAUGGCUGCGAUCAAAUAUUACAUCCUGGUGUCGCGAGGAGGGAAGAUAAGCAAAUGUAUUGAGAGCAUUCGUUUGGACUGGGCUCGAACACGCUCGAUACGAUACAAAGAGAACAGGGAGAUGAUAAUCGAGAGUGCUAAGACAGGCAGAUCUAUCGCCAUUUUUUGCGCAGGAUUCAUGUAUUCCGGGGGAUUUUUCUACACCACCGUGAUGCCUUUGUGCAGCAAACGGACGGAGAUAAUUGAUAACGAAACCGUGAGAUCUCAAGCUUUCCCGAUUUAUCGCGGCUUGCUUGAUCCACGCACCAGCCCUUCCUUCGAAAUCGUGCAAUUGAUGCAAUGUUUGGCUGGAUUCGUGAUAUACUCCGUUACCGUUGGUUCUUGCAGUCUGGCCGGGGUGUUCGUCAUGCACGCUUGUGGACAAUUCAAGAUUCUUAUAGGGAAAUUGGAGAAAUUGGUCGAUGGGAUUCCGGAGAAGGAUGACCUGGAUACGCACGAACAAAGGAUGGGAGACAUUGUCGAGCAUCACUUGCAGAUACUUAGGUUUAUAUCACAAGUCGAAGGGCUUCUAAAUGAGAUCUGUUUGGUCGAACUGGUCGGUUGUACGAUGAAUAUAUGCUUUCUAGGCUAUUAUUUACUCACGGAAUGGGAACAGAAUGAAACUAUCGGAACAAUGACGUAUUGUACAUUGCUUAUAUCCUUUACCUUCAAUAUUUUCAUACUGUGUUAUAUCGGUGAAAUCUUGUCGGAACAGUACAGAAAGAUUGGCUUAGCAGCGUAUAUGAUCGACUGGUACCGUUUACCAGAGAGAAAAGCACUGGGGUUGAUAUUAGUGGUUGCUGUAUCCAACUCUUCCAUAAAAUUAACAGCCGGAAAAUUAGUUGAAUUAUCAUUAAACAGCUUUUGCAGCGUGAUAAAAUCGUCAUUGGCAUAUUUGAGCUUACUUCGUACGCUUACAACAUCACCUGCGUUUCGCGCCUGCGUCGGCUUCGACGUCGUUCACUCGUCGUCGUACCUCGAAGGCGUCGAGAUGCACGUUCGUUCGUCCAAUGGUGACGAUCGUUCACCUAACAAGCAUUACGACACCGACAUACAUUACACGUUUCAACUUUGCCAAUGGAUCCUCAAACCGAUCGGUAUUUACCCUUUCGUCUACAGCAACGUAAGCAAACUCGAACGUGCGCUAUCUGCAAUAUUGCUGAUCACAUGCUGCUCCGUUAUACUAUUCGUCAUCGUACCAUGUGGCCAUUACGUCUUGGUCUACGAGAAAGACAUAAAUACAAGGGUUAAAUUUCUCGGUCCACUCGUGUUCGGUACGACAUCGCUAAUUAAAUACAUUUAUCUGUGUUUGAAGGGCCAUGCAUUUGCACGAUGCAUCAGACAUAUCGAAAGAGACUGGAAGAUGUUGCAGGAUCAAGAUCAUCGCGAUGUCAUGAUCAAAUAUAUAACCAUGGGACGCAAUCUCAUCACCAUAUGUGCAAUGUUUCUGUAUACCGGUGGCCUGUCUUACCACACGUUCAUGCCAUUACUUUCGAAGAUAAACGUGGAGAACGUGACCAUCAGACCGCUCACUUAUCCUGGCUACGAGGCGUUCUUCGACGUCCAACAAAGUCCUACCUAUGAAACAGUCUACUUUACGCAUUGUUUUUACGUAAUGGUGACCGGUAAUAUUACCAUGGCUGCCUACAGCAUGACGACUGUUUUUACCAGUCAUGCCUGUGGUCAGAUGAAGAUACAAAUACUACGGCUGGGAAAGUUGACGAAUAGAGGGGUGCUAGAGAAACCUAAGGAAGUUCGUCUGGCGAUUAUUGUAAGAGAUCACGCGGAGAUAUUAAGAUUCACCAAGAACGUUGAGAAAGCAUUGGGUGAAAUAUGCUUAAUGGAAGUGAUAGUGUCUACGAUGCUAAUAUGUUUGGUGGAGUACUACUGCAUAAUGGAAUGGGGAACUAGUGAUUCAGUCGCCAUAUUAACUUACGCGGUUCUCUUGAUUUCUUUUAUCUUCGUCAUAUUGAUGUUUUGUUAUUUGGGGGAGCUUCUUCUGCAACAGGGGAACAAAGUCGCGUCCGCUUCUUACGAAACCGAAUGGUACAAUCUUCCGGCGAGAAAGGCGCGUGACAUCGUUCUGUUGCUCGCCAUUUCGAAAUAUCCACCGAAACUCACGGCUGGCAAGAUUUUUGAGCUGUCUUUAAACAUGUUUGGCGUUAUAUUGAAAUCGUCGGUAGUUUACCUGAAUGUGCUGCAGACGAUCACCGAGUUCUGA